Messenger RNA from Adelges cooleyi (spruce gall adelgid), 1453 nucleotides. RefSeq names its product transcriptional adapter 2B-like. The transcript has 10 exons. NCBI's taxonomy places the organism in Eukaryota, Metazoa, Arthropoda, Insecta, Hemiptera, Adelgidae. Bases 50 to 1156 code for a protein of 368 amino acids. Gene Ontology annotation, biological process: regulation of transcription by RNA polymerase II; chromatin remodeling. Gene Ontology annotation, cellular component: SAGA-type complex; nucleus. The record is from RefSeq and is a predicted model, not a curated record. Gene Ontology annotation, molecular function: transcription coactivator activity; chromatin binding.
UACGCAUCAAAAUGAAACGUGUCAUUAUCGAUUGAUUGUACAUCUUACUAUGGAUAACACAUGCACUUAUUGCCAAGAUGUCAUUGACAGUUUGACUGUUGUGUGUUUGGAAUGUUCCUUAUUUCAAUUGUGUAUGGCGUGUUUUAGUCAUGGAGCGGAAAUCGGAGAACAUAAAAAUUGCCAUUCAUACAAACUAAAGAGUCAAAAGUCUGCUGGACAGUACUUCCUGACCAACGAUGGUUGGACCGGCGAUGAACUGUUGCAAGUUUUAGAUUUCGCCGAACAAUAUUCGCUCGGAUGUUGGGAUGAGUUACCAAAGAGUGUAAACCGUACACCAGCUGAAAUUAAAAUGCAGUUUGCCAAACAGUUUUUGGACGGUCCCAUUGGACGGCAGACGUGGAACACGAUAAACAAACCCAAAUUGGAAGAUCGUACUGUCCACUUCAAAGUCAAUCAAACUGUCACUCAUUUGUCUGCGCUCUCUAAAGCUCAAUACGCCGAAAUCGGAUACAAUCCUAUAAGAGACGAAUUUGAAUUGGAAAACGAUUUCGACAACAAUGCUGAGGCCGUCCUUAGCAUUACAUCCGAAUGGAACGACCUUGGAGAUGAUUAUAAUCUUGCCUGUAUCGAUAUGUACUGUGCCCGAUUGUACGAACGUUUAUUGGCGAAAGAAGUCGUGCACGACUAUCAACUAAUGGACAAAUACUUUUGUUCCAAGGACAAACCCAAACGGAGGUUAACAAUAGAGGAGAAGAACAUGCAAGGGAUCGAAAAUCAAAUAAAAAAGUUUAGUAGGAAUUUAUCGGAGAUAGAAUCGUGGUCGUUGAUCAUUCGUUUGCAACAAGAAUAUUUGUUGAAAAAACGACGCGACGAACUCGUCUAUUAUAGGAAAAACGGAAUAACGAAACUAUACGAUAUCAUCAAAUUCAAUCUUUUACACUAUGGAAUGGUUGUGGACGAACAAUCCGAACAGUUGUCGUCCGAUGUUCUCACGCCUGCACCUAUGAUAAAACGCGGUGAAAAGAAGAGGAAAAAGAGAAAGCGGCCAAAAUUGUUUCACAAAAAGAAUCAUGUCUAUCAUCGUACGCCACAAUAUAUUGCCGCUCUCAACAGGGUAUUGACGCAGAACAAUGACUCCGAAGAUAAUUCCGAUUAGUAUACGACACUUAAACUAAAUUAAAUUGUAAAUUGCCAGCAUCGAGCCGUUUGUUGCGGGUCAAUGCGUGACUGCAGUAUAUUAUACUACACUAACGACAAUGUUAGCGUUGUCAUAAUAUUAUAAUACAUUGUACAAUGUACAUAGACUUUUCGGUAUCCGGUUUAGGUUAGAUAAUUUUAUCGCUUUAAUUACACAAAACUUAUAAUGCAUGUUGUAAAAAUUAUUUUAUUAUUAAUUUUUUUUUUAAUUAUAAAAAUAUUAGCAUAAUAGAUUUGUCGCAUAUAAAAAAAAAAU